AUGUCGUUGAACAGAGAUAUCUGGCUUCUUGUUUCUGCGCAUUUGCAACAAAGAGACAAGGCCAAUCUGCUGUUGGUAUGUCGUGACUGGUACUCUCUCUUUCUGCGAGAGGUCUACAGAACAAUCUCGAUCAGGGGUCUUCAGGUACAUUUCCUGACUCAGACUGUUCGAAGCAAUCCCAAUAUUGCCACUGCCAUCAGGAAUCUGAAUCUGGACUUGAGCUUUGUGUAUUUUAAGUCAGAUCCUCACCCGAACUAUGAAGUCGACACCAUUUGGGAUGCAGUGAAAGCAAACAACCUGGGAGAUUCCUGGAGAGAGAGCCUUCGAAUAGGCUGCCCCGACGCCUGGCUGGCAGUCAUGGUACUUUCGCUAGACUCUCUUACGAGUAUGUCUCUGAAAUUCUGCGAAUCGAAUUAUUCCCUGCCCCUGGUGGACCGGAUGGCGGCGGCAAACCCCACAGGGCGAGCUCUCCAACGCCUGUCACGCGUGGCCUUCCACCCAGACGGGGUAAUGGGAUUCUACAUAGCGAGUGAGCUGAUCCCAUUCUUCAAUCUUCCGGCGAUGCAGGUUUUCUCUGCUGGUGGCAUAUGUGAAUAUCAUUACGGGCCCAUGUCACCCAAGCCGGGCACUUCCACGAUCAGGGAGCUGGAUCUUGGUGGCUUCAAGACAAACAAUGGCAGCCGUGGCUUUGCCGACUAUAUCACUUCGUGUGCCAAUCUGGAGGUAUUCGACUACCAGCAUGAUAACAAAGCCGUCUGGAAGGAGGCCUACCUGGACUUCCACCCUCUCUUGUUCUACAAUGCCCUGUGUUCCCAAAAGCACAGUCUGCGCAAGCUACGACUGAAUGACAGCGGACAGAUGGAGGAGACUGGAGUGGAUGAGGAAUACGAAAAAUACAUUGGUUUCGGAUCUCUAGCGGACUUUCACCGUCUACAAGAGCUUUACAUACCGUUCCGCACACUGUUGCAAUUUGGCUCAGGCGACAAGCCAGAAGUGUCUCUGGUGGAGGUUUUGCCCCAUAGCCUGGAGACUUUGUGCCUGUCUCAUUGUUACGAAGCAGAUGUCGCACUUCUCAUAGAGAGCCUUCAAAGCCUACUGGUGCAACGCGAGCGGUUUCCAAAUGUCAAAAGGAUCCAACUACAACUGGGCGCAAUUGACCCAAGGAAGCAUAGUGGUUCAAAGAAGCUUGCACCACCCUGCUUCCUGCCGCUGGAGAUGAAGUGUUGUAAAAUAGGAGUUCGGUUUGGGUUCCGCCUGUAUGGUCGAGAUGUUGAUCAUGUCUACGCGGACAGGCCCUAG
This is a messenger RNA of Penicillium olsonii, 1299 nucleotides long. The record is from the annotation of a GenBank genome assembly. NCBI's taxonomy places the organism in Eukaryota, Fungi, Ascomycota, Eurotiomycetes, Eurotiales, Aspergillaceae.